AUGAUGAAAAGGGUAAACAAAGUGGGAAACAGUAGUUUUCUAAAAGAAGCAGACAAGAGAGGAAACAAAGUUGGAGGUGGCAAUGUGCCACGAGAAGCAAGCAAGAAAGGAAACAAAGUUGGAGACGACAAUGUCAAUGUUCUAAAGAAUGAUGGUGUUAAAAGUCCUAUUCCAAUCAACAUACAGAUUGAGGUCACUAAUGCCUCCACCCCUAGCACAGCCUCUAAUGAGGACCUGCUCGAUAUUGAACAAAGCCAUAAAAAAGAAACGCCUCUUAAUGGCAUUGACAACCCUGUGUUUACAACUAAGGGGGAGGUCAUCAUAUCUGGGAGUUCAGGGUCUGACAAAGCCAUUUCUAAUUUGGAUGACCUACCAAAUCCUGGUGUUCAUAAGAACACAGAUGCACUACCAAAACCUGACGUUCAUCCCCAUGUCAAUCAAAACAUUUUCAUUAAUGCUGAUGGUCUUAUCAGUCCACAUAUCCAUAUAAAUCCUGACGGACUUGUUGAUCCUGGACCCAAUGACCUUGACACCUUACAUGAUUCUGAUACUAUAUUGAAUCCAGAUGGAUUUGUAAAUCCAGUCUUUUCCAUAGAGACAGCUAGCUGUGAGACCAGUAGGCACAAUACACCAGAGAAAGGAUCAAGUCUGUUUAGUUUCAGUGACAAUGAUGUUAACCUUUAUAACCAGCAAACUGAGUCACAGAAUUCAAAGCAGUAUCUUACCCCGCCAUGUAAGGACAGUAGUUCUACCAUUGGUAGCAGCCUCACUGUUCCUGAGGUCACAGCAGGCUCUAGACGUCCAAGUGACCCGUUAACAUUUGUUCAGGAUGACAACUUUUCCCAGCUUCAGCCUUUGACUAUCUCUAAUGGGCUAUCAAAAUCUGAGGGUCGUCUCCCACCUCUCAGCCCAGGGUAUCUGUCUCCUAGUCCCUAUGACAGAUUUCAGGCCCCUCGUAGUCCAGGCUUACUCAGCACUAACUCAGCUUGGAGUGAACUUGCUAAAUUACAUUCACGACGUUCUUCAUAUGGAGACUAUGCAGAUGAUAGAACCAACAGUAACAGUGUGUCUGUUGUCAGCAGUAGCCUUAGUGAACAUCUCCACCAGUUGGUGCGCGCAUUCUCCAGCCGAACAGAACGAGUCAAAGAGACGACCAUCCAACCCCCCACACCUUCUUCUCAGGACGAAUACGACGCCUACUCUGAUGCUAACUCAGCAAUCUCAGCUACAGAUGAACCAGAACAGAGACAACAUCGUUUGGACUCUUUCAUUCCUGUACAUCUGCGUGAACGUGGACCGUUGGGUCAGUCUGACGAUGGAAAACUGGAUGAAUAUUUCCUUGAAUGUGGAUGUUGUAGAAUGCGUCUGCCGUCCUGGCUGAAAAACCCUUGUAGUAUCCCACGGAGGCUGGAGCCGCAGAGUAAGCUGUACAUGACCUGGCUGUUCCUGGUAACACUGUGCUUCAUGUACAAUGCCUGGGUCAUCCCAUUGCGUGGUAUCUUUCCAUAUCAGAACUCCUCCAACCUUAUUUACUGGCUCAUCUGUGACUAUACUUGUGACGCUAUCUACAUUCUAGAUAUCCUGUUGGUUAAACCUCACCUCACCUAUCUGAACAGUGGUUUAAUAGAGACUGAUCCCACGUUAAUGAGAAAGAAUUACAUGCAAAAGAGAAUGUUUAAGUUUGAUGUGUUGUCCUUGUUACCACUGGACCUAUUCUACCUGCUGCUGGGUGUCGUACCUUGGUUUAGACUACCACGUCUUCUCAAGAUACAGACAUUUUGGGAGUUCUAUCAGAGAUGUGACCAGGCCGUCAAAUCUGCUCAUGUACUGAGAAUCAUAAAGACGAUGACAUACAUGUUGUUCCUGAUCCACCUUGAGACCUGUGGUUACUAUGCAGUGUCGGUGUACGAGGGAAUCGGUUCUAAUCGCUGGGUCUAUAAUGGUGAAGGCAUUGCGUAUAUAAGGUGUUUUUACCUGGCAACAAAGACUGCUACCUCCAUCGGCAACAACCCAAUCCCCACCAAUAAACUGGAGUACAUCUUCAUGACAAUAUACUGGGUCUCUGGAGUGUUUGUCUUCGCUCUUCUCAUUGGUCAGAUACGCGAUAUUGUGGAUGCAGCAGGCCGUGCAAAAUCCCAGUAUGACAAGAUGAUGGAUGACGCUCUUAGAUAUGUCAAGAACCUUAACUGCCCUAACGAUACACAACAUAAGGUGAGGACCUGGUUCCUCUACCAAUGGGAGCAACAAAAAAUCUCAGAUGAGAAGAAGUUGAUGGACUGGCUACCUAAGAACCUUCGUACAGACCUGGCCAUUCAUGUUCACUUCAAUACUCUGUCCAAAGUGACCUUGUUCCAGGAUUGUGAUAAAACUCUCCUAUUUGACCUCGUCCUCAAACUUAAACCAAUCCUCUUCCUACCAGGAGAAUAUGUCUGCAAAAAGGGAGAGGUGGGAAAAGAGAUGUACAUUGUUAGUCAAGGUCAAGUGGAAGUCGUUGGAGGACCUGAUGGUACUACAGUUCUUGCCACACUUAAAGAGGGAAGUGUAUUUGGUGAAAUCAGUCUGCUGGCCAUUGCUGCUGAUGGAAAUCGCCGGACAGCUGAUGUCAGAUGUAAGGGUUUUACAAACCUCUUUAUCCUCAGCCAAACAGAGUUUGAAGAUGCCAUGGCUGAGUACCCCGAGGCACAUAAGCUUCUGAAAAAACGGGCCAGAAAAUUAUUACGACAAAAUGCAAAGUUGUCAACAAAAAGUCUUGGUUCAACUGAGAGUUCCAAGGUUGAAGUAGAACCUAUCAUACAUACACCUACUAGAGAUUCGGAAACACCUAAACUGUUUAAAACAGUCUUACAGAAAAUGGAACAGACAUACAAGAUGAUGGACCCAGAUUCCUCUGUUGCCAAACGCCUGGGACCUAUGUCGUCUGAUCACAAGGAGCAUGCUGAAGAAAACACCAACAACAGGCCAGACCAGAUUGUUGACAAGCCUUUGCCAGAUGCAGAUGAAGCAGAGGAUUUCUACAGCCAGAUGCUUGAAGCAGAGCUAAUGGAUCAAGAGACAUAUGAAUCUGGGUUGGCUGAAUCAGAGAGAGAACAGCUGCUACAUACUGACACACUAAACACUAAUGAAAAUGUGCUCAAUACAGACCCAGGAGAACAGAUGCCUAAAAAUGGCAGUCGACCAGAAAGUGUAUCCAAGACCAACGGCAUCCACAGUAAUAAAGAACCAUUUGUCAGCCCAAAGCUCACUGGAAACUACGAGGAAACUUGUAACUGGGUUAUCAAGCAGGCCCUCUCUACACCGGAGGUUGUAAAAACCAGGCGUCAUAGUCGUGUCGAGGAUGAGGCACAAGUAAAAAAGAUUGUAGAGGUACUGACAAAACAGAAUCAUGUGGUGGGUGUGAAUAGAAAGGAUGAGGUGGAACUGAUGUCUUCAUUUUUUGAGGAGGAUGAGCCAUCAGUAAGUGUGCGUAGAGGUGAUCAAGAAACAGCAGAGAACAAUUCACGGCCAAAAGCUGAAGUUAGUGAAAAGUGUGAAGUUGACAAGAAAGGAAAAAAUACACAAACCAUUCAAAAUGUGACAUGUGAAGAUCAAGUGAAAAAGAAUGUACCUCCAGUGAUGCAAGUCGAUGAUAAAAAUAGCACUCCAGGGAUAACUAUUGGUUCGCCUGAUAAUGAGAAGAGAGAUGAUAAUUCUGGUGGAGUUAUUGUCAAAAAUGAUAAGGAGGCUCAAGAUAAGACUACAAGUAACAAUGAUGGGGCAUCAGUAACGAGCAACAAGGACACUGGUAACACAUCAAGUAAAACGGAUGUCUCUCAAGCUAACAAGGACACUGGUAACACAUCAAGUAAAACGGAUGUCUCUCAAGCUAACAAGGACACUGGUAACACAUCAAGUAAAACGGAUGUCUCUCAAGCUAACAAGGACACGACAAAUAGUAUGAGUAACAGUACAAGUAAGGCCACAAGUAGUAUUGACAAGAUUAUAGGUAAUAGCAUUGUUGAUCCCACCAGGAGGAACAAUGAAGCUACUAAAGCUAUACAUAGUAGUGAUGUCGGUAAUGCUGCAAAGAACAAUGGGAUGUGUAAGUCAGCUAGCCAUGAGACUUUGGGUCAGAUUGGUAUGGACAAAAAAGCAGCUACAGAGGGCAUGCUGAGGAGCACACAUCCAUCUUCAGCAUCUAUCACCUGUAUUUCAGGAGAUCAUGAUCAGAACAAUGAGGUAUUGUUAAAUUCCCUAAACUCGGAUAUUGACCAUCGGAAGUUUGUUAGUAAUCAAGGUCAAAGGUCACCUGGCGAGCAUGAACAGCCUAAAGGACCUGAGGUCCAGAUGAACGGCAUUCCCUUACAGAACCAGAUCACCUGCUCGGUGGAGAUUCACCGUGAGAAAAGUCUCACUCCUGUCUCUCUCAAAGACUGGAUAGAUGGGGCUCAUGCCAAGCCACGGACAGAAAGUAUCAACUCCAUCACCAAGGACAUCACCUUACAAGAGUCUAGUGUAUAACUCUAUCUACUUGUAAAUUGAUUGAGACAAAUUGUUUUAUUUUAAUACAUUCCUGCUUGAAGCUAAAAUUUUAACAGCAAGAAUUUAUAUCUCUGAGCGAAUCAUUUGAUUUGGAAUGGAACAAGUUCAGGUGUUACAGGUAAUUCAGCUACAGUACUGUGAAGGUUGUUGAUUUACGAUACCAAAAGUUGAAAGCGAAAUGGAUUUAUUUUUCUGCAGAAUCAUGUAAUAGAUUGUUAUUUCUCUGUCAGUUUUGUGGGGGUUUUUUUUAGUUUUCUUUUUUUUUUUACUUCUUAUUCCAUCCUUGAAAAUGACAGCUUUAUGGUGUAAAGAAAGACAAUGACCUCAGAUUUCAGGUCAGCUACAUAGCUGUUCUCUAGAUAUAAUGUAAAUAUAAUUGUUCUUUAUUCACAAGGUGUACACUGUUAUAUUAUUUAUAUGUCUAGAGAAUUGUAAAUCUAAAUUCCUGUCAAUAUUUUAUCUGUUCAAAUUGCCUUAAUGAAACCUUACAAUAAAACAGGAAAAGACUCCUAAACAUUACUAGAAAGUCAGUGACAUUCACUACUACAUGUAUGAUCAUUUACUCAAAAUUUGAUGUUUCAGACAGCCCUUUUGGUCAGAAUUCCAACAUGGGAUAAAUAAGAUAAAGAUGAUAUACAUAAACAUAACAUGAAUAAAAUUUGACAAGAUUGGAUAUUUCUUUCUCAUGAUGGUAUGAUUUGAAAUUAGCUGUUUUCUCUAUUUUGGGAGAAUUUUCCCAUGUUUUAAGUCUUCUUUCUUUAUGGGGAAUUUGUUAAUAUUCCAAAGGGAAAACACCAUUUUGGGGAAUACUUGCCAUUCCUGGUAGUAAAUAAAAAUAAUUUAUCACUGGUUUAUGUUUAUAACCUUGGUAUAUUAGGAUUACAGAAUUGGAAAUGUAGCCAGGAUACUGAACAGUUUUCCCUUCUCAUCAAUGAUUUUUUAAAUUAUAGUGGUAAUACAUUAUAUCAAAACUGUACACAAGUGUACAGUUUAUUUAAUAUCUAAUGAACAUGAUGAAAUCAGACAUUUUCAUCAUAGUUACAAGCCUCUAAUGAACUUAAAAAAAUUAUAAGAAAUGAU
Molecule: messenger RNA, 5598 nt
Organism: Ylistrum balloti
Lineage: Eukaryota; Metazoa; Mollusca; Bivalvia; Pectinida; Pectinidae
Exons: 21
Coding region: 1-4497 (1498 amino acids)
Biological process (GO): monoatomic cation transmembrane transport
Cellular component (GO): plasma membrane; intracellular cyclic nucleotide activated cation channel complex
Molecular function (GO): protein-containing complex binding; intracellularly cAMP-activated cation channel activity; intracellularly cGMP-activated cation channel activity
Source: RefSeq, a predicted model, not a curated record